CGUGCACUUCUGCCGGCCGAUCUCGAGCGUCGAAUGCCGUACGUCGCGCGCAGUGAAUUGCGAUGCAAGGAGCUCUAAGUGCGUAGCGAUCGGCGCGAGGGAGUCGGUAGGCGGUUGGCGCACCUGGGAGGAGCGAGCGAGCGGCCCGGCGACCCGGGAGUCGCACCUCGGCGAGCGGUGGGCCGGACACGGCCAGCCUCAGGCAGCAGCCAGUGCCCGCCCGUGCCUCCACACGCGCUCCUUCGCCCGACAAAACAAUGCGCCGGUGGUGCGUGUAAAUACGCGCAGCGGCUAUUCGGGGAGCAGCGGAGUGCUGGCAGGCAGGGCUCCCAGCCGCCUGUCAUGUGUCAGCGACCCUGAGGCCGCCGCCGCCGACGACGACUCUUGUUUAUAUCGAUCACGUGGUGUUGUCAUUCUGACGCGGUGCAUCUGAACGGCGGCCGGCAUGCAGCGCUGCCCGUACCUGCACGAGAUGAAGGAGCGGCUGCUGUCGCAGAGCUCGAACCCCGACCAGACGUCGCUGCCAGACUCCGGCGCCGCCAUGGACACGCGCGCCGCCUCUGACGUUCUCGAGGUGCGCCAGGAUCCAGUCGUCGGCACCGUCGUCAAGCUCAACCCGGACGGCUACGGCUCGCACACGUCGCCCGCGCACCACUGCAGCAGCCAGCUGCUGGACGAGUCCGCCGACAUGGACAGCUUCGCGCCCAAGAACGCCAAGACCUCACUCUUCAUUAUUCUCAGCUUCAUAUAUGCCAAGCUGCUGAUUGUUAUUUGUAUAGCCUAUGUCAUCUCGGAAGUUGUGACUCAAAACAUACCUCUACAUUAUUAUGAGGGUUUCUUCACAUAUCUAUAUGGAAUGAGCAUACUGUUCUUGUUGUACGUAUUCUGCUUUCUACUACAAGAAAGCGCCUGCUGUGCACCAGAAGUCCAGGCACCUCCACCUCGACCCCCUGUCAAAAAAUCUGAUGCAAAGAAGGCAGAAAAAGAGAAGAAAAAGAAAAAGAAAAAAGCUGCUGAAGCAAAGGAGAAAGGAAGUGGGGGAACACCGGGAGGUGUUGGUGGCAAUAAUAAAGGCUCAAUGUUUCAGGGUGUUCUGCGCAACUUGAGAACCAGCAAAGAUGUGAAUUUGAAUGAUGGUGGUGGAGACAGUCCUACACAAGAAAAGUUGACUGGUUCAUGUGAUCCACCGGAGAUGGUAGAACUGGAGUCUGGGAGACCUGCACGUAAACGAAAAACUUCACAGAACAUUCACAGCCAUGGAAGUUUCUUUCUAAGAGUAGGUGCUAUAGCAUUUGGCCUUGGGACAAUGAUCUAUAAUGGACUUGAAUGUGGAGCUUUCUUCGAAAUUCCCUUCAACUCUCCUUGCUACCAGAUACUACGAGGAAUUAAUCCAGUGUUACAGAUGAUUUUCACUUUCAUGCAGAUGUACUUUAUAUUCAUGAACUCAAGGCUGAAUAUUCAUCGCUUCAAGGUGGUUGCACGUUUUGGACUUAUGCAUGUAGUUGCUACAAAUUUGUGUGUCUGGAUUCGAACUUUGGUGCUUGAGAGCCUAAAAGAAAUUUCUGCAUACCAGCAUCGACGUCUUGAAUCAUUUUUGGCUGCAGAUGAAGAUAGUGGAGUCGAGUUAAUUCGUGGGCCGAGCAUCUUCGAUUCAGCCCCUGGUGCCCCCACUCUUGGGCAGGGGACAACGGUAGCUGCUGCUGCAGGCGCGGGAGCCACAAGCCUGCAAACGACAGCUAGGACAGCUGCCCACACCAUCGCCCGCAUCACCAACUCUACCUUGCGUGCCAUUCUUGAGGUUACUCUUCCUCCCACAACCCCUAGUACUACUGUUCCAUCCACCACGGUCACUACCACUGCAGCUCCUACAACAACACUGCGUACCACAUCUACUGCAUUCCCAACCACACUUACCACACAGAGUCCUACCACUACUCCUAUUAGUACCACAACUGCAUCUACAACCACAACAACCACCACCACCGCUGCUACUAUCCCUACCACUGCUUUGUUCUCACAGUUCCCUACGAUGCUUGAUUCAAUGGACUAUCCCAGAGCUCUUGACGUUAAUGGAAACAGCAAUGGCAGUAUUCCAUUCUUGGAUGGACCUUUUUAUCCAGCAGCUUUAACAAGUUUGAAUAAUGGUACCUCUAUUACAAGUGGUUGUGGUCGGGUGAACAUCAUGGGAACAAUUGUUCAGGAUUCUGCUCCAUACUUGUUUCCAUUUAUAAUUGAAUACAGCCUAAUUGGUGCUGCUGUGAUUUAUGUUAUGUGGAGACACAUUGGACGUCAUCCCAGAUAUGUGGAACAGGAAGAUUUGGAACAACGGCUGGAAGCAAUGUUAUCACGAAGAGCAGUGGCAAUGGCACAAGCUCGUCGACAAGGCCGUGUAGACUGUGUAGGUGCUAGCAAAGGCCUGUUCUGUGGCCUCCUGCUUUUGGUUGCAUCUCUUAUUUGUCUCAUACUUUUCUUUGUGAUGAUACAUCAUCAAGAUUAUGGACUGCUUGCAAUAUACCUGGCAGAUGUUUCUCACUGUGUGUUGAUGUCUCUCAGCAUAAUAGCUACUAUUGUUGGCUUCAUCAGAGUACAGAGUCUCAAAUUCCGUGCUGAAGAGCAGAGUGAUUUGAAUGACAUUCUCCUAAGAGUAUCUGCAUUUGGUCUGUUUGUGUAUGCUGUAUUUAGUGUGAUAGCUGGCUCCUUGGCUGCUUUUCCACAAGAACCCAAGUUGUUAAUUGUGUGCACUGGCUUACUGUCAAUUGUUCAGGUUGUACUACAGCUGUUGUUCAUUGCGGAUGUGGCACGCCGUCGUGUACAUCUCCCUGAACAUGACCGCAGCAAACCUGGGCGUCAAGUAGUAACCUUCCUCUUGAUCUGCAAUGUCACAAUGUGGGUCAUUUACACAUUUGAAGCACAGAAGGUUAUUGCUAAUCCUGUUCAACUUGAUUUCUAUGGAUUCCUUGCAUGGGCCAUAGUGCAACGGGUUACUUUACCACUUUGCAUUUUUCAUCGAUUCCAUUCAGCGGUCACGCUUGCUGAGAUUUGGAAGACUAGCUACAAAGCUCGACUUGAAUGAAUUCUACAGUGCUUGGUAAUUAUUAAAAAUAACAACUUGCCCUGAAAUCAGAACUGGUAUACAUAAAAAAGUGUUAAUGUGUAUGGAUUAAUGAUGAAUUUUAUGAUUUAUGAAGAUGUGGUGUGUUCACACACUCUGACAAUGAAUUUUUGCCAUUGGUUUUCAUCUUCUAAAGUUAUUUUUAAAAACUAAAUAUUUAAGCCAAAGAUUAUAUCCUCAUGAAAUUCAUUAACAAUAAUUAUUAAUUUUGUUAAGAUAUUAGGUUUACUGAUAACACUUUAUGCAAUACCUCUCAUUACUCACACUCUUCUUGAAACAAUUGUCAUUAUACAUUACAUCUAAAAACUAUUCAUUUAUACAUUUGCGACUUGUUAUUUUUGUUGCUCGCAUACAUCAUUAUCAAACUUGAUAGUCAUUUUCAUUGAUGAUAAGAAUGUGUCUGAGUCAUGUCUGAUGGUGAGCAUAAAAUAAUGUUGAUGCUAUUUUUGUCCUAUGCUUGUCUUAUGCCCACAACAAUUUGUCAUAUUUAUUUCUUCUGCAAAACUACAUUAAGGAACUUUAUUUCAUAAAAUACAUGAAACGAAAAGCAUGCAACUGUCAUUUGCAAUGUGCCAUUCCUUGCUGGUAGCACACCGGCAUUAACAUGUCAGCAUCAACAGAUGAAGAGAGUUCAGUAAUGUUUCCGCCUGACUCAUUAAUGUUGACACACUGGAGAAUUUAAUUCUCAUUCUUAAGGUGGUGUUUACCUUGAGAAAUAAAAACAAUAAAAAUUUAAGAAAAGUGAAUGGGUUAAGUAAACUUACCUGUUCAUCCAUGUAUACAUAUUAAGUUUAAGUGUCCAUCAAAAUAAUAAUCUACUAAGUUUGCAGAAGGUUGUGGUUGAUCACUCACAAAGAAACCACUCAACCUCCGUUACAGAAAAUAAUAAUUAUUCUUCUGUUGAACAUGUUCAGGGUGUAGUCUUGCAGCUGUUGUAGUAUUAUUCAGCUAUUUUUUGAAUUAGAAAGAAACUGAUAUUGAAAUAAAGGUGAUGAUUUGGUGAUUUGACACUAGGCCACAAAACUAUGUUGAAUGCACAUGCCUUGUUGAAAUUGAUGACUUUCAUUUGAAUAUGCAAUGUAAGUAUGUGCCAAAUAAAUAAAAUAAUAUUAUUGUAUGGGCAGAAUGAGUAUAUUAAUGGGAAGGAUAAAGUAAAUAUUCAUUACCAGUAUCACUUGAAGAUUACACCAAAUGUUUCACUGUUUUUAUUUCCUUUGUUGUCUGUUGUUAGUUACAAUGUAAAACAACUGAAGCAGAGAUCCCCUUAAAUACAGGCGUAAUGUAAAUUUUUCUUCACUGUGUUGUGAACUUAAUGGUUUCUGUGGAACAUGUAUUACUGAGCAUGAGCUCUAGUGAAAAACACUUCCAUGAUGACUUGAUUGUUUUGUACGAUAAUACACAAAAGAAAAUUUUAAAAUAAUAAUUGGCUACAGAACAAAGGUUAUACACAAAAAAUAUCAUUAAUGCAUUACUAUACAAAAACUGAAUAUCCUACACUGUACAAAUUUUUUGCAAACUAAAUUAACAAUUCUGUGAAAUCACCAAUGAGUAGACUUAAUUAAUACAGCAAAACAGAUGUGCUUUGUUGGAUGAGAAGUAAAUGUGUGUCAUAAAUAGUUAAGCAUCAAAUAUAAGAAUAAAUGUUUACAACUUCAAAAUGUAAAUAAAAUGGUUGUUUUGUACAUAAUUUAUCAUUGUUCUUGAUGUCUGUUCUAAGCCUGUACUCAAGUGAAAUAAAAAGAAAACCAUGAGAAAAUUUCUAUAGAUCAUGAAACUAUUGCUAAGCAUGGUGCGUACUAAAUUAACUCUUAUUGCUGUUAUAUAUAUCUAUAUGUGGCUAAAGAGGCAAAAGGUUAGUAACACAUUUUGUGUUGUUUCAUUGCAGAUACCUUCAUUAGUAAGUACAAAGUGACAGACUUAGUUAUGUAGUAGGUGAAAUAAUUUGUUACUGUAGGUCUUCUCUAAAAAAAUUCAUUUUGUUCCAUUUUAGCAGUUUUAAACUUAGUGAGUUUUUUGGCCAGCUCUCUUCCUUUUUUUUUCAUUUGCCAAUUGUCAGAAUUUUUAUACAUGAUGAUGUUGUGAUAAAAUUGAUUAUUAUGUUUUCAUUGUUUAUUACAUUUCCCUCAUACAUUAUUUACCCCUAGGACACUUUUUUUGAAAGCUAUGAAAAUUUGUGGACCAUGAAGUUCCAAAGAAACAUGAAACCUGUUCAGCAUUUACCAUUCUACUCUUUUGCUUGACUUUAGAAAAUGAAAUAGUACAAAGUGGAUUAUAGAUAUCCAUUACAUAUAUUUUUUCCGAUAUAUAUCAUGAGUUGUGUGUACAUCUAUUAAUGGUUUGAAACUAUAUGUACAUUCACUACAAAUGUUUUCUAGACUCUUAAUACAAAAUAGCCAAAUAUUCUUUUAAAGUGGAUUAAUUAGGUUCUUUAGUAUUGGUAAUAACACAAUGUUUACUGUACUUUACAUGUGGUAUGUGUGAGAUUAUUUGCAAGUACCAAAUGUUUUUAGAGUUUUUAAUGUGACCAAAUUCAUUUUUGGAAAUUUGCUAUGUAUAUAUACACUGUCAAGAUUCUCACUGCCAACUAAUACAGUAUGUGUGAACUGUAAGUUAAUGUAACAUUCAUAAGCAUCUUACAGUGAUUCAGCAGACUAGAUUAGGAUCAUUCAUAUUCCAUAAGCAUUUGACUGAUGGCAGUGUUAAAGUUGUCAUGAAAUUAAAAAAAGAAAAGAAACAGUGCUUCUUCAUUAUCUGCAUAGAAAACCAUUGCCAGGUUGUGCAAUUUUAUAAUCUCCCUCCAAUAUACAUUAUAUAUAUAGACAUAUAUAUUUAAAAAAACAAUGGAAAGUAGUAGUACUAGUUUUUAAAAUUGAAUAUUUCCUUCUUACAAGUAAAAUCAAUGUUCAAAAUCCUCACUUAAUACAUCUUGUGAAUGGUCUGUUGUUGCCUAUAUCUGGAAUGUCAGAUAUGGCAAAUUUUGAAAAUAUUCAUUCUGAAUAGCUUCUGUUACAGUCAACUUUUGACAUAUCUUGCUUUAUCAAAGGAAAUUUAUACUUACAUAUAGAUGGGGUUUAGAGUUUUUUUACUUUUUAUAAAUGUCAUAGAAAUUUUUUGAGAUUCUUCCAAGUUUAUUUUAUAACGUGUUUUGUACAAAAUGCAAAGAAUAUAUAUUUAGCUGACAAAAAUUCAUUAAUUCAAAAUAUUAUUUCUGUAACUAAGAGAACUGUGAAUACAGGUACUAGGUGUGUAACAUGCAUUAUUUAUUAAUUUUCAGCUUCAUAUUCAAUCCUCACAUAACAUAUUUCCCACUCAAAGAGAAUGGCUGUUGAUUUUAAAAUGUGGAUGGACCUUUAAAAAUACAUAAAACUGUCUUACAAAGUUCAUUAUGUUUUUUUUUAAAAUUACUAUUACUGCUAAUACGGUUACAUAGCUUACAAGUGGAUAAUGGAGGCUGGUGAACACCACAUAAGUCUAUGCUUAGUAUGUGUUACUUGAGAGGAAGUUUUUUUUUUGUUUUUUUGUUUCUUUUAAUUUAAUGGAAGCAGUAAAUUUUUUCUACAGGCGAUUCAACACAAUUUAUGGCUCAAGAGAUGCAACCUGACAGAAGUGGAAUAUUUGUGAUCACUUGUUUCCUAAAAGAGAAUCUGGUUAAAUUGGUUAGGGAAAUAUUGACCUGUCAUUGGUUUUUAAUUGAAUUUUAAUUAAGUUAUUUUUAUGUAUUUGAGGAAUGUGUAAUAGGAUAAUAACCUGGUGUUUAAAAUCCUUCUCCAGAGUUAAAACUGCAAUCAGGCACACACAUGAAACUCAAAGACAUUUGUAUCCACUGAAUAUCUGUUCUUCUCCAGAAAUUCAGAGGAGAUAGAAGGCUCUCUCUUUCUUAGUUGCUACAUGCCUAUUGUGACAUUUCAAGUAGGAUGCUGAUUUGGGCUGAUUAAGGUAUUCAUCCAGAGCUGCAGUUGACAUCCUCAGAGGUACUCCAGCCUCCACUGAUUCUUGCUGACUAAUGAGUCAGACAUCUGAGAGCAAGAUAAAUACCAUGAUAAAUGACUGCCUCUGUUGAUCACUUUAACUCCUACCACAUGGCUUUUUCACAGUAUUUAUGUUGCUCGGAGAUGUCCAACCCUUCAAUCAGCAAGACUCUGCAGACCUGGAGUACCUCUGAAGAUGUUCAGGGCAGCUCUGCAUGAAAUGUAAGGAAUGAAAAAGUGUAAUGACCAGGACUAUAUAACAUGGAAGACUCAUCUACAGCUAAGACAUCUGGUCAUGAAUGCCUUCAUUGUACAAUUUUCUGUUACGUUGAGCAGCAUGUACUAGCAAUGUAUGGCCUAAUGUCAAACUCAUGGGUGUUCAUUCAAGUGGACAAUACAUAAUGUGAACAGUGACUUCAGCCAUGUCAGCAGAGGACCUAACAGUUUUCAUAAAUGAUCAACAUUCUUGUGAUUUCUGGGAUAUAAGAUUGUGAAUGUAUGGAAUAUUUACUGCACUUGGGCUACUGAGAGGAGUAAAAGCUGUGGUGAUGGAGAAAGGAACAGGCAUGAUACACCAUUGAACAAUUUCUUUUUCUCAAAUGCUUCCUGGGAUAAAAUACUAUUGUGAAGAGUACUCCACACUGCAGAACUUGGGGGAAGACUUUCAGAGCUGUGGAAGACAGUGUAAGUCAGUUGUUCAAGGUGUUUAAUUAUGAGUGACAACUUACCACAAUGGGACACAAGAAGACGUGCUGUAGGAUAUAUGCUUGUGAAUUGGACAAGAUGAGUAUUCCUGAACCAUAGACACCUUGGUGAGAAGAGAUGUUCAGUGAACUGUAAAACAGUUUGUGAUUACUUGACACCAAAACUACAAAAGUUUUUGGAGUGGAAUAAGCAGGAUGAAACUGUGAGCCUGAAACAGCUAUGGGAUUUUUUUUUUUUUUUCUGGUAAAUGUUGUAGCCUGAAUGGAUGUCCAGUAAGGUACACACGUAAGUUAAACCAUUGUGUAGUAUUAAAUAGUAAGUAAUUGUAUGUUUAUCAGAAUGAAAUUAAAAUACCUUUAGAGAUUUUUUUGGUCACCUAAUGCAUAAUGUCUUUUUACAUAAAAAAUGAGUACAAAUGAAAUAAAGUGUUUACCACUGUACCAGUUUCACUGCACAACAAAAGAUGAGAAUGUUGUUAUUUUGUAUUUUACAGUUUUACUUCAGUCAUAUUUACUCUCAUACAGUUUUGCCAAAGCAUGAAAGCAAUGGUUAAUUAAAUACAGCUUUAUGCCAUCAAACACA
Schistocerca americana (American grasshopper) is the source of this 8367-nucleotide messenger RNA. It is a transcript of the gene OtopLa, whose product is annotated as proton channel OtopLc. Bases 446 to 3073 code for a protein of 875 amino acids. Gene Ontology annotation, cellular component: membrane. Lineage: Eukaryota; Metazoa; Arthropoda; Insecta; Orthoptera; Acrididae. Gene Ontology annotation, molecular function: proton channel activity. Gene Ontology annotation, biological process: proton transmembrane transport. The transcript is spliced from 15 exons. The record is from RefSeq and is a predicted model, not a curated record.